Annulohypoxylon maeteangense is the source of this 1621-nucleotide messenger RNA. RefSeq lists its product as uncharacterized. The record is from RefSeq and is a predicted model, not a curated record. The transcript has a single exon. The coding region runs from base 482 to 1147 and encodes 221 amino acids. NCBI's taxonomy places the organism in Eukaryota, Fungi, Ascomycota, Sordariomycetes, Xylariales, Hypoxylaceae.
GUUGAUUUUGCUGCUGCGUUCAUUGAUUUUCAUUGGAUUUAUCCAGAUAAACAAACGUCAUUAAAAGAUUAAUCCCGGGAUGGAAUAAUCCCAAAUAGACUACAAAAUCUGCUUAUAUUGGAUCGGGCAGGAAGACGAGCGAUGAUUACUCGCGUAUGCGUACUAGGGGUAGUUGAUGGUCGGCGUAAACUCUGUGACUCUGACGAUAAUUUUUAGGUCGGUAGGCACCUACCUACCCGCCUACCCACUUACCCACCUAGUACCUAUUUGUUAGUAUUUUGAUGACAUUGCAGCAUGUUGAUUUCCGUACAAGGGUGGUGGCGCGGAAAACAGGGAACUUCCAAUCGGCAUUAUCAAUUCAUUCAACUUGCAACCGGAUAUCAUGGAAAGCAAGACCCGGAGUUGCGAAAUGAGAAAAGGUAUUAGAUGCGGCGGCGGAUUGGCCUUCGCAACCGUCAGGUAUUCCGUGUUCGCCGUUUAAAUGUCCAAUGGCGGGCCUUCAACACCCUCCGGGCUCAUUUUCGGAGCUGUGAUAUUUCAUACAGACCGGCGACCCAUCUCAAUGAAUAGGAAGUUCGGGAUAAUCAUCGCAUACAUAUUAUCGAAUUGUUAUCCACCUUAUCGACGAAAGAGGAAGUUUUCCCCCAACUUCAUCGACGACUUUGUGGGUCAAUUGGUGUGGAGACAUAAGAUCUUUGACUCUUCGGAACCUUGCCGAAGCCAUAAGCAGCCAAACCGUUCUGGUGGAUGGGCGUAUUUCCUCAAUGAGGCUCAUCCGUGUGUCUGGGAGGAGCCUGUGGCGGCUCAAGGAGUCCAGGGCUCAUGCGGUGCGCCAACCGAAUUGACCCAGAGCCGUGGAUGGAUUCACGGCGCUUACCCUGUCUUCGGUAGCAGUGAAAUCGCUAAGGAGCUAAGAAAUGCACACUCCCGCUUGUUUGAGUGGAAAAUCCAAAUAUUGCGCGCGGGAUUCCCCCUCCAUCCUUUUAAGGGAAUCCUCCCUAAACCCCGCUCGUGCGACUUUGUGCCUGGUUCCAAGGUUAUUCUAGAGCGCGGAAGAUGGGGGGAAACGGCCCGUCCUACGAGGAAAUCGAUUCUGUCUCGCAUUCUUUCCGAACGGAGGCAAGUGUUCAGGUAUGAUGCCAGCUGAAAAUCGUAAAAGGAGACGAGCGCGUCAAUCCAGACCGGCUUGAGAAUUGCAUAGAAAUCCUCCAAGGCGAAUGGUUGAAGUACAACAGCACAACAGCACAACGCCAACUUAGGGGUGGGGGGUUCAAUCGAACCUAUCAGCUUGGUGAAUGUAGCUAUACCAUAUUCGUCGUCUCGCAGAAGAAAAAUUGGGCGAGAUGGGGCUAUGAAUCUGAUGAAAUUCCAUAUUGAUCCGCUGGUAACAUUGCCUUAACUAACUUCCGCUCAUAGAUGCCAAAAGGCCAAAAGGUCAAAAGGUCAUAGGGCAAUAGGUGUUGUUGCUAUGUCUGUCAUAAAUCGAGACUUACGAGUCCUUUUUCCUCGGUUGAAGAACCGAAUUCGGGAAACCAGCCGGUUCGGGGAAGUGACGCGUGGGACUAUUAAUGUAGCACAAUAGUUGUCGGGAUUGACGUGGGCAAAGAUGCGAUAGGCUGUA